AUGGUGUACUUGGUUGAAACUUACAGAAAAGAAGAUGAUCCACUGUUCCCCAAGGACACGCAAAAACGAGCUCUUAUCAACCAAAGAUUGCUGUUUGACUUGGGCACCUUGUACCCUGCUUUUAUCGAUCAAUACGACUUCUUGUUUACUUUUGGUCAUGCGAAAAGAACAAACUAUAAAGAAAAGAAACUCCACAAAGCGCUCGGGGUUUUGGAAACAUUUCUGACAUCUUCCGAUUGGGUUGCUGGCGAUUCAAUGACUUUGGCCGAUAUAUCUUUGGUAGCUUCUAUUUCAGCCUUUGAGGUUUCCCGUGUUGACUUGAAUAUGUACGAAAAAGUCUCUAAAUGUCUUAAAAUGUGCAAGACUACAAUGGUGGGAUACGAAGAAAUCAAUGAAGUAGGGGCAGAACGAUUAAAAGAAUUUGUAGACAAAAGAUUUGCUGAAACAGAUUCUUAA
Macrosiphum euphorbiae (potato aphid) is the source of this 456-nucleotide messenger RNA. Lineage: Eukaryota; Metazoa; Arthropoda; Insecta; Hemiptera; Aphididae. The record is from the annotation of a GenBank genome assembly.